AUGCCGAUUUUAAGCAAACUCAAUAAACGAGUUAGAGCUCGGGUGGAAGAAGACGAUUUUGAACAUUUCUCACAGGAAUCGGCCUCUGAUGGGAGCGAAUUGGGGGAAGAAGAUGAGGAGACUGAUGAUAGCGACGGAUCAACCAGUGAGAGUGACGAUGGCAGUGGUAGGGAUGGUGAUGAAUCCGAGAAUGAGGAUUUAGAGUCCGACUCUGCCUCCGAUGCAAACUCCGAUAUAACCUCUUCCUUAAACAACAUAUCCUUCGGCGCUCUCGCAAAGGCCCAGGCAUCCCUGGGGAAACGAAAGCGGUCCACUACCUUAACAGCAGACAUCGCGUCCAAGAGGCCAAAAGGCCCAAGUCGAAGCCCCCCCGCACCCUCGUCCAAGGAAGAUCAAAAAUACCCUAACGCCACAAAACCCCCUCAAAAACUUUCCCACCGCACCUCCAAACACGCCCCAACAAUCCAAUCAUCUCGCCACGCCGUCACUCGCAAACGCACCGUAAUCGAAACCCCCGCAAUCCCCCAAGCCCGCGACCCACGCUUCGACUCCGUCGUCCUAAACCACAGCACAAACGGCAACCCAUCCAUCGCCACCAACGCUACCAUCCAUGCGAGUAAAAAUUACGCUUUCCUCAACAGCUAUCGCACAGAAGAGCUGUCACAGCUCCGCAAGCGCCUGCAGAAUUUACAACGGGAGAAGAGCAAAGACACACAUGACGAGCGCGAGAUUGAACGGCUCAAGAGGCAGAUUACGUCUAUGAGUGAUCGGAUGCAGACGUUUGAGCGCAAGGAGAUGGAGCGGGAGGUGCUGGCGGGCCAUAGGCGGAAGGAGCGCGAGGCAAUUCGCGAGGGGAAGAAGAGCCAGCCGUGGUUUUUGAAGAAGGGGGAUGUGAAGCGUGAGGUGGUUACGAGGAGGUUUACGGAGAUGAGUGGGAAGGAAAAGCAGAGGGCGUUGGAGAGGAGGCGGAAGAAGAUUGCUAGUAAGGAGAAGAAGGAGAUGCCAUGGGCCAGGAGGGGGGUUGAGUAA
This is a messenger RNA of Paracoccidioides brasiliensis Pb18, 1029 nucleotides long. Its product is annotated as rRNA biogenesis protein RRP36. Gene Ontology annotation, biological process: maturation of SSU-rRNA from tricistronic rRNA transcript (SSU-rRNA, 5.8S rRNA, LSU-rRNA). The record is from RefSeq and is a predicted model, not a curated record. The coding region runs from base 1 to 1029 and encodes 342 amino acids. Gene Ontology annotation, cellular component: nucleolus; 90S preribosome. The transcript has 2 exons.